This is a messenger RNA of Peronospora matthiolae, 753 nucleotides long. The record is from the annotation of a GenBank genome assembly. Lineage: Eukaryota; Oomycota; Peronosporomycetes; Peronosporales; Peronosporaceae.
AUGGUUCGUCGAAUUGAUGACGCCAUAAGGGCGCGUCGCAUCGACGACGGGGAUAUGCAAGUUGCAUUUGCCCAGUCAAAUCUGGCAGGACGUGCCAAGACUUGGGCACUGGGGCUCAAGCUGCACGACCCAUAUGCGUUUGGGUCGUUGGAAGUCUUCAAGUCGCGGCUCAGACAAACGUUUGAACCGCCUAGAGCUGAGUUCAGAGCUCGAACCGAACUCUUGAAGCUCAAGCAGGGUAAGCGUGAUGUGCACGCUUACGCUCAACAUAUACGACAUCUCACGAGUUGUAUAAGUUCCAAUCCGGUGGAUGAACACACGUUGGUUUCGGUGUUCAUGCAGGGUCUUGCGGAUGGUCCCGUCAAGACUCACCUGUUCCGGCUUGAACUAGAUUCACUAGAACAAGCCAUUUCAAUUGCGGAGCAGGAAGACUUCAGUCUGAGACAGGCUCGCGCCAGUUCGACAUCAUAUCGUCAACCGAGACGAUAUGACAACGGAGGUCCAGAGCCGAUGGAACUCUGUUAUGCAGAGAGCGAGAAGGCUCGCUCUACAGGCUACAAGAAGUUGCAGAGAUGCAACAGAUGUCAAAAGACAGGACACUACGCUUACGAGUGUAGUGCUCCUCGUCCAGUGUCUCGCGACACUGGGCGUAGUGACCGUCCACCCAUGAGAAAGGGGCAGGGACGAGGGUCCGCAGUUGGUGCAAAGACGCAACAACGGGAUGGACCGUCAAAAAACGGACAGGAUCAGUAG